Molecule: messenger RNA, 2473 nt
Organism: Pelobates fuscus (common spadefoot toad)
Lineage: Eukaryota; Metazoa; Chordata; Amphibia; Anura; Pelobatidae
Product: transcription factor JunD-like
Exons: 1
Coding region: 460-1353 (297 amino acids)
Biological process (GO): regulation of transcription by RNA polymerase II; regulation of cell cycle; regulation of cell population proliferation
Cellular component (GO): transcription regulator complex
Molecular function (GO): DNA-binding transcription factor activity, RNA polymerase II-specific; RNA polymerase II cis-regulatory region sequence-specific DNA binding; transcription factor binding
Source: RefSeq, a predicted model, not a curated record
UUCAGAAGAGGAAGGGAAAUCAACACUACACAGCAAACUGACAACCUCACAGAGAAGCUGAAAUCAAACCUACAGAGUAAAGUAUACAGACAACGACACAAUACGAAUGCUACUCUGUUACUGUUAUUUUAGAGGAGGAUUUGGAAAACAAUACGUGCAUUCCCACUACAAAAUCUAAGAAUUUGGAAUACAAACAAGAUUCGUCAGAGAGAGAUAUCGAACAAAGAUGAAUGUUUCCUGCUCAGAUACCAGUGACAUAUUCUCAGUUAUUUUCAUGAAGUGAUCCAAACAAACAAGAUACACUGCUCUGCGGAAAACAAAAGAAAUAUAUUUGGUUUAAUCUGUUGGUGAGGUCUGCAUUGAUUGUAUAUAAUAUUUCUGAAGAAGACAGAGGAUUAUACCACAUAUAAUUCUUGAGGGAAUUGAGUCCCUGUAAUUCUUCUGGGUCUGUGUGAAGGGAUGAUGGAAAUACCCUUUUAUCAUGAUGAUAUAUUAAAUCUUCACCUACACCAAAGCUCCUAUACGACAACAGCCAGCAACAUGAUGAAAAAGGACCUGAACCUUAAUCUAAGUGAUCAAGUAGUAUCACAUAUGAAGCAACACCAGCAAGAUGGGGAUGGUCUGCUCACUUCUCCUGACCUGGGCCUACUGAAGCUUGCCUCUCCUGAAUUAGAGAGAUUGAUUAUUCAGUCAAAUGGCAUGGUUACCACCACCCCCACUAGCAGCCAGUUUUUGUAUCCCAAGAUGGCUAGUGAGGAACAGGAAUUUGCAGAAGGAUUUGUUAAAGCACUGGAAGAUCUACACAAGCAGAAUCAGUUGAGCACUGGCAUGAAGACAAGUUCAGUGUCUUCGGGUGUCAGUAGUCAGCCACCUUUGCACUCUGAUGCUCCUGUUUAUGUGAACCUCAAUAGCUAUUCCAAUGUAGCAAUGAGCGCUGCCAACUACCACACUGACUCUUCACCCUACCCUCCUCUACCACAACAUAUGGGUCAUCACGCUCACCUUCCUACGCACAGGAUGCACACGUUAAAGGAUGAGCCUCAAAUAGUACCAGAAGUGGCAAGUUUUGGAGAUAGCCCUCCAAUGUCUCCCAUAGACAUGGAUAACCAGGAGAGAAUCAAGGCUGAGAGGAAAAAGCUGAGGAACAGGAUAGCCGCUUCCAAGUGCAGGAAGAGAAAACUAGAGAGGAUUUCAAGACUUGAGGAAAAGGUGAAGCAUCUUAAAACCCAGAACACAGACUUGGCAUCCACUGCUAGUUUGCUAAGAGAGCAGGUGGCUCAGCUUAAGCAGAAGGUCAUGAGUCAUGUCAACAGUGGGUGCCAGCUUCUGCCUCAUCAGGUCCAAGCCUACUGAGAAGGUUCAACCCAAAAUGCAUCCCUCGUGACUGAAUAUCCAAAACAUAUUUUUCAGCCAUUUUAGAUUAUGUUGGGCUAUUACCAAAGUGUUAUUUCAAGACAAUUCCAAAUGAACUUUAAAAUCCUGUGACAGCGCAGAGAGCUGUGGGUGAGCGAACAUUUCAGAUUAUAAGUGUAUUUUUAUUCAAAGGACUCUUAAAAGACAUUGUCAUUGCUAAACUAGUGCUGCCUUAUCUUACUCGCUGUAAGUCACACUACUGAAUUCAAGCUUCACUUAUGCACAGCACUGAAAACGUUAAGCUGCUUCUUAGAACAGAUAUUUAUGUGGCCAUAAGGAUUUCACUCCAAAAGUGGGGAAAUUGUACUUGACUUUAGACUUAAUGAGACUUAUUCACUUAAAUGUGGCAAACGUAAAUUUGAACAGCAAAGUUUAGGCUAAAAUAAAAAAAAAAAAAUUUAAUUCUUCAAGUUAGCUAAAGUAUUAAUUUGUCUGCUUUAGCCAAAAUUUUGCCAAUCUGAUUUCAGUUUGAAAAUUUGUGGAUACAUUCCAUUAUACUAAAGUGCUCUUGCUGUACUAUAAUGUGAAAAACUUUCAUUAUUCAAAAGAGCAUUACUUAGGACAAGGAUGGGUAAUAUGUUGCUUCCUUUCUGGCGAGGCAUUAUGGAAGUUGUAAAUUAACUGUUUAUGUUUUAAAGAGCGUAAGCACUGUGGAGCAACAGGAAAUUAUGUUUUUCCUCACUGGAGAUGAAGCCCUUUUUGCAUAUCCAACCACUGUUCGCAUCCAAAAAUAGUUAAUAAUAAGUACUCUUUAUACUGAAAUGACUUUAAUGUUUACAGAGAAGGAAUGAUUGGUUAAGACCAUUUAAUGCAUUACAAUAUUUUAUAGCAAGGCCUCUUCAGAUGCAAAAAGUGCAUACAAGAAAUAUUUUAAACUGGCCAAGGCUUAUUAUUUUGUAAACUAUGUAAAUAUGCUUCAGAAGAGUAUUUUGUGCUUUUUCAAAAAAAAUAAAAAUAAUAAUAAUGUUGUAACAGCAUAUUGGUGUUUAACAGUUUUUGAUAAAAACAUUCCAAUGUAAAAUUUCUAGACAGUACUAAUAAUAAAGCAUUGUUUCAAUAA